Molecule: messenger RNA, 606 nt
Organism: Coregonus clupeaformis (lake whitefish)
Lineage: Eukaryota; Metazoa; Chordata; Actinopteri; Salmoniformes; Salmonidae
Product: NADH dehydrogenase [ubiquinone] 1 beta subcomplex subunit 11, mitochondrial
Exons: 3
Coding region: 69-515 (148 amino acids)
Source: RefSeq, a predicted model, not a curated record
CUGAAGAAGAAAAGGCGAAACAAUUCCGGUGCCGGGUCGACUCGACUCGACAGUGUUGCCCUGACAAAAUGCUUGCCCGGUUGUCACGCUUUGGGCCUGCCUUGACCCGUUUUCGCACAAAUCCAGCGUGUGGGAUUCGGUUCGUAUCGCAAUCUCCACCCUCGGGUUCUGCUGGUUCGGCCACUGUGUCGGAUUUGCAGCCCUCGCAUGCCAAGGAAAGUCAUGGACACGCAGAGGUCAGCGCGUUCGAGAAGAAUCGAGAUUAUCAUGGGUUCUCUCAAGAUCCUGUCGUUGACGAGUGGAACAUGAGGAUGGCCUUCUUCUUUGGCAUCUCUAUGGCGAUUGUGGUUGGGGGUACCUUCAUCCACUACUUGCCAGACCAUGGUAUGAGGCAGUGGGCCAGGAGGGAAGCAGAAAGGUUGAUCACACAGAGAGAGGCUGCAGGUCUUCCUCUUAUGGAGGAGAACUACUAUGACCCAAGCAAGAUUGUGCUACCAGGAGCCGGAGAGGAGUAGGAUGUACUAUAAGGAGCUGUUCACUGAAAAUGUUUUUCUCUUUGACUGUUUAUUUCUCAUCAGUAUAAUGUAAUAAAAAAUGUAUACCACA